AUGACUCUUCCCAAAGUGGCUAAACCUCUUCAAUCUUCCUUUUCUGCGCCCCGUCUUUUAACAGUUGCUUUGCUCUUGCUAAGUUUUCGAAGCGAUACUCGAAGAGAGGCUGGAAAUCUUCCUCCUCAGUCAUCUAUGCUUCGCUCCAAUCAGCCUCCCAACCAGGCGUACACGACCCCACUCCAGACCCGUCCUUCUCCGGGCCUUCAUCCCGGUCCCAGAGUCUCUCUUCCCGCCUCAAACUUCCCGCAGACCCGCCCCGCGCCCUCCCGGGCUCGCCCGGACCGCCGCCCCCUCCCCCUCCCCGCCGCUCCCCACGUGCUGGAAGCCCGAGUCGCGGCGGGACCAACGCACCCGGCAAGUGCCUGCCGCUCGAGCCUUGCAGCUCUCGCCUCGCGGCCUGGCCAGCCACAGGCCGAGAAGGCCCGGGCUCGACUGCCCAGCUGGCCGCCCGUCCGGCGCGAGGAUGCGCUCCUCGGCGCCGGCCUGCGCUCGCCACUCACACGCCCCCUGUGCUCCGAGCCCGUCAGCCACCGCCGGCCCUCGCAGAGCGGCCCCGGCCUUCGCCCUGCGCCCGGCCGCUGGGCCGCCGCCCGGACACCGCGCCGCCCCCGCCCUCCGCCUGGCCGGCUCCCGUCCUCCCCGCCACAUCCUGACCCGCCCGCCACCCCCUUUCUUACCGGCGGGCGUGCAGGCUUCGCGAAGGGGCGGAGAGAGCCCACUGGGAUCGGCGGCCUCCCCCGCGCCCGGGCCCGCGGUCUCCGCCGCCGAGUGAGUCCUCGGGCUCCGGGCGUCUCGGGGUAA
Hyaena hyaena (striped hyena) is the source of this 804-nucleotide messenger RNA. Its product is annotated as translation initiation factor IF-2-like. Bases 1 to 804 code for a protein of 267 amino acids. Lineage: Eukaryota; Metazoa; Chordata; Mammalia; Carnivora; Hyaenidae. The transcript has a single exon. The record is from RefSeq and is a predicted model, not a curated record.